This is a messenger RNA of Gastrolobium bilobum, 1044 nucleotides long. RefSeq names its product 11-beta-hydroxysteroid dehydrogenase A-like. Bases 1 to 1044 code for a protein of 347 amino acids. The transcript has 6 exons. Gene Ontology annotation, molecular function: oxidoreductase activity. The record is from RefSeq and is a predicted model, not a curated record. NCBI's taxonomy places the organism in Eukaryota, Viridiplantae, Streptophyta, Magnoliopsida, Fabales, Fabaceae.
AUGGUUUUCAUUCAUGGGAUCUUGAACAUUCUAGUUCCCCCUUUAGGCCUAGUUUUGCUGCUCUCCAUUUUACCAUCAUAUCUGUUAUUCAAGUUUCUCUACUUUGUCGUAAGAUCAGUGUUUAGUGAGAACGUAGCAGGAAAAGUAAUACUAAUCACUGGAGCAUCCUCAGGCAUAGGCGAGCAUCUAGCAUAUGAGUAUGGUAGAAGAGGAGCACGUCUUGCUCUUGUUGCCAGAAGAGAGAAUCGACUUAAGGAGGUUGCUAGCAAAGCCAUGUUGCUUGGAUCCCCUGAUGUGAUUACCAUCCCUGCAGAUGUUUCAAUAGUCCAAGAUUGCAAACGAUUCGUUGACUCAACACUCAACCACUUUGGACGAUUGGAUCAUCUGGUGAACAAUGCAGGAAUAGUUCCUCUGUGCUUGUUUGAACACUCCACUGAUAUCACUAAUUUUGCACCCGCAAUGGACAUUAACUUCUGGGGUUCAGCGUACUGCACUUAUUUUUCAAUCCCACACCUCAGAAAAUGCAAAGGUAAGAUCGUAGUCAUAGCUUCUGCUGCUGGAUGGUUGCCUGCGCCAAGAAUGAUCUUUUACAAUGCGAGCAAAGCAGCAGUGAUAAGCUUUUAUGAGAAUCUGAGAACGGAAUUGGGAAGGGACAUAGGAAUAACUAUAGUAACUCCAGGGUUGGUUGAGUCAGAAAUGACCCAAGGGAAGUUCCUAUCCAAGGAUGGCCGAAUGGUUCUUGACCAAGAAAUGAGAGAUGUUCAAGUUAGUUUAAUGCCCAUAAGAUCAGUGACAGAAGCUGUCAAAGCAAUAGUGAAUAGCGCUUGCCGUGGAGACUCGUACUUGACCGAACCAGCAUGGGUUAGGACGACGUUCUAUUGGAAGAUAUUUUGCCCUCAAGUAUUAGAGUUAUGGAACCGCUGGCUACUAAUCUCGGGGUCUUCAGAGAGAGAUACAAUUAGCAAGAAGCUACUUGAUCUAACAAGCUUGAAGAAAUAUCUGUAUCCCGAAUCAGUCAGAAAUCCCAAGCUCAAACCCAACUAA